Branchiostoma floridae (Florida lancelet) is the source of this 2668-nucleotide messenger RNA. Its product is annotated as potassium voltage-gated channel subfamily A member 1-like. The transcript has a single exon. Bases 945 to 2318 code for a protein of 457 amino acids. Gene Ontology annotation, biological process: potassium ion transmembrane transport; protein homooligomerization. NCBI's taxonomy places the organism in Eukaryota, Metazoa, Chordata, Leptocardii, Amphioxiformes, Branchiostomatidae. The record is from RefSeq and is a predicted model, not a curated record. Gene Ontology annotation, molecular function: delayed rectifier potassium channel activity; protein binding. Gene Ontology annotation, cellular component: voltage-gated potassium channel complex; membrane.
UAGUCUGGUAGAGGCUAAAAAAGGCCCCAGAGAGCCUGCUAUGGAGGCUAACUAUGUGUGUUCAUCCCUCAAUCAGUGGGAGCGUUCUGGGUGUUCUAUUUCGAUACAUUCCCAACAUGCCUCCACUCGUUCCGCGUGGUCCUUUUGCUCCCAUUCGUGAGCUUGUUAAACAAUUUGACUGUAUAAACGUGGUUUGUUAUCGCGACGCGUGAGAGCUUUAAUACCUGCCUUUGCCAGCGGCACAUUUUUAUCAGAAGUAACGGCGAAUUUAUCCUUAAAGGUCACGGGCCAAUCUGUUCCCCGGUUCAGUUGACCAGAAAGGCAAUCUUGUGGAUGGGUUUCUUCGGUAACUCCCGACCUGAUGUUGGCAUCGCUUAUCUGUCAUCACCCAACGUAGCAGUAAAGCGAUUUAGAUCCGAGGCUAAAUUAAGCAACACACGCCCGUCGUUAUCUCUGCAAACUAAAAGGGUCCCCAUGGAUAGCCACAUUCAUGGCAAAAACAACUGCUGAGGAGCCAUAACACUGAACCGACAUCCUACAUACUACAUAAUAGUAUAUUCUAAACGUUAAACAACAUCGUAUUUCAUCCUGCCACGCUAAGCUCUAUUUUCAGACAAAGAAAAGGGAGAAGAACACGCAAUGAGACAUCAUGACUAGUAUAGCAUUUGUACAAAGGGCAGGGGCGACGUGACCCAGAAUAGUAACGUCAUGUCGUAAGCCAUGGACAUGAAUUUCGGCCCAAGAUUUUUGGAAGGAAACCGGUCGGUCUGCCCUCGCGGGUAUCCAUUACGUAGACUGGACACCGGGGUAUGUGCAAAGUAUGUAAAACACUGCUGUAUUUAUAACUCAGGAGCACCAGUCGACAGAAGGCCAUAGGAAGAGCACCACUUCUCGAAGUACCGGGACUCUAACGCUUGUGCUUGGUGACUUUUCCUGAAACCACAAUGGAGUCAGCAUGGAUACUCGGAGCAUAUACAGCGUCGGGCGAGCUCGCCACCCCUCGGACCCAACGCAGAAUGUUGUUUGGAAUGGUGCAGCGCCAACAAUACCGAUGGAGGGAAUUCGAUCGGGACAUGACUGCAGACCGUGCUCGGGCAGCCCUCGCUCAUCUCCGCAGAAGAGUGGUGAUCAACGUGGCAGGACUCAGAUUCGAGUUGGAACCCGAGACUCUGGCGAGGUUUCCCAACACCUUACUUGGAAGUUCGGAGAACAGGAAGAAAUUCUACGAUCCAUACAGAGACGAGUACUUUUUUGAUCGACACCGUCCAAGCGCAGAAGCAAUUAUUGCGUUUUAUCAGACGGGAGGGCGUCUGGAUCGCCCGGAUGAGGUACCAGUAGACGUCUUCACUGAUGAGCUCAAGUUCUUCAAGUUGGGGGACGAUGUCAUCCAAAGAUAUCGAGAAAAAGAGGGGUUCCACAGGGUAGCUGAGCAACCUUUGCCGAGAAGCAAACUUGUAAAAGACCUGUGGGUUUUAGCGACGAAGCCUAGAAGUUCGCACUGGGCUAUGCUGUUCGCUUUCUUUUCCGUGUUUGCGAUUCUACUGUCCGUUGCUGCGGUUUGCGCUGAAACCCUGCCUAUGAUGCAAUACUCCCGUAAUGAGAAAUCUCCAUUCGUGGACCCUUAUUUUCUUAUCGAGACCGUCUGCACUGGUUGGUUUGUUUUGGAAUUAUUGUUGCGGGUUCUGACAUGUCCGAACAGGAAACGGUACUUCAAAAGUACGCUGAACAUAUACGACAUGAUCGCAGUGACUCCCUGGUUCAUCACUAUUGUCACCAUGAUGGUGGAGCCGAUGUACAUGUACGCCGGCUGGGCCAUGCGUGUCACCCGUCUGCUUCGCGCCACUCGUGCCCUCAAACUGGCCCGGUACUCUCGCGGCCUUCGUAUGAUCGGUCUGGCCCUGACUGCAAGCUUACCCGACAUCGGAAUGCUCGGGGUUUUCAUGGGCAUAUGUAUCAUCUUAUUCUCCUCCGCCAUUUUCUUCAUCGAGUUUGGAUAUGAGUCUACCCACUUUGAGAGCAUCCCUGACGGGUUUUGGUGGGCUCUCAUUACCAUGGUAACAGUCGGAUAUGGAGACCACUACCCUACCACCGGUGGAGGGAAGUUUCUGGGGAGCAUCUGUGCUCUGGCAGGUAUCCUGACCAUAGCUCUACCUGUUCCCGUCAUCGUUACCAAAUUUGACGAACUGUAUGACAGACAAACAGAAAAAGACAGCGAAGAAGAUGAAGAUGAGCACAACAAAGGCAACAAAGAUGACAUUGAAGAUUCGGAGGAUGAAACUCUGUCUGAAGCUCCAACCACUAAAGAAACUAUAGUAUAGUCAUUAGUAAUAAGAUUAUCAUAAUAACAAAUACAUAUUGUACAUAUGAACUUUCACACGUGAUGUAACCGUCACAUGGCUCGAUGAUACUCAGCUAUCAGUGUACUUGAUUUGGUUGCAUGUCCUGGUGUAUACCAUAUCCACUGUGAGGUGAUUUUUUGCUAUUCUUGAAUUCUCAUUGAUAAUGUUAUCUAAGAUGUGAAUGUACUAUAUAAAAGAUAUGAAGGAAUGUAUGUUCUUCUAAACGUUACUCAGGAAAGUCUGUGUUUUAAAGAGGGAAUUAGAACAGCGUUUCUGAAUUCCCUAACAGGCUCCUACCUCACAGAGUAAAUAUGUUAUACCAAACACCA